AUGGGUGGGGAAAACUGCACCACCGUGACAGAGUUCAUACUCCUGGGAUUAUCAGACUCCCCUGAGAUGAAGUUUUUCCUCUUCUUGUUCUUCCUGCUUGUCUACGGAGUCACCGUUCUGGCUAACCUGGGCAUGACUGCUCUCAUCCGUGUCAGUUCUGAGCUUCACACCCCCAUGUACUUUUUCCUUAGCCAAUUGUCCCUCGUGGAUUUCUGCUACUCCUCCACCAUCGUGCCCAAAAUGCUGGUGAAUAUCUCCAGUGAAGACAAAGCCAUUUCCUUCCUGGGGUGUAUGGUGCAAUUUUAUUUAUUCUGUACUUAUGCAAUCACGGAGGUCUUCCUGCUGGCUGUGAUGGCUUAUGACCGCUUCGUGGCUGUCUGUAACCCUCUGUUGUACAUGGCUAUUAUGUCCCCCAGACUCUGCGUUGUACUGGUUUCUGGCUGUUACCUCUAUGCUUCUGUGUGUGCACUGAUUCAUUUGUGCUUAGCUCUUCAAAUCCCAUCCUACCAGUCCAACGUGAUUGACCACUUCUUCUGUGACCUGCCUCCUCUCUUGAGUCUGGCUUGCUCUGAUGUCACUAUCAAUGAGCUGUUAGUGUUCGUUUUGGUCAAUGUGAAUGAGUUUGUUACCAUCGUCAUGCUCCUCACCUCCUACUGGUUAAUUCUGGUCACUGUCCUGAGGUUGCACUCAGCAGAGGGGAGGCGCAAGGCCUUCUCCACCUGUGUCUCCCACCUCACAGCCAUCGUCGUAUUCCAUGGCACAAUCCUCUCCAUUUAUUGUCAGCACAGUUCCAACAGUAACCAAGGUUCUAUUAAAGCGACUACAGUGUUCUACACUGUGGUGAUACCCAUGCUGAAUCCCCUUAUCUAUAGCUUGAGAAACAAAGACGUGAAAGAAGCUCUCAGAAAAGUUGUGGGAUCCAAGAUAUUUUCUUAG
Perognathus longimembris pacificus (Pacific pocket mouse) is the source of this 936-nucleotide messenger RNA. Its product is annotated as olfactory receptor 5L1-like. Gene Ontology annotation, molecular function: olfactory receptor activity; odorant binding; G protein-coupled receptor activity. Lineage: Eukaryota; Metazoa; Chordata; Mammalia; Rodentia; Heteromyidae. The record is from RefSeq and is a predicted model, not a curated record. Gene Ontology annotation, cellular component: membrane. Bases 1 to 936 code for a protein of 311 amino acids. Gene Ontology annotation, biological process: G protein-coupled receptor signaling pathway; sensory perception of smell. The transcript has a single exon.